Molecule: messenger RNA, 777 nt
Organism: Notothenia coriiceps (black rockcod)
Lineage: Eukaryota; Metazoa; Chordata; Actinopteri; Perciformes; Nototheniidae
Product: OX-2 membrane glycoprotein-like
Exons: 4
Coding region: 61-762 (233 amino acids)
Biological process (GO): negative regulation of neuroinflammatory response; heterotypic cell-cell adhesion
Cellular component (GO): axon; cell surface; neuronal cell body
Molecular function (GO): cell-cell adhesion mediator activity
Source: RefSeq, a predicted model, not a curated record
UACCUGAAACUGUCCCCUCCUGCAGGUCUGACUGCUCUGGUAGAGACCCAGCACACUGUGAUGGCAGCAAUGGGAGAAGAGUCAUGCUUACAGUGUCAGCUGAUGCAAACCAAGACUGUUCUGCAAGUCACCUGGCAGAAAGUCCUCCCUGCGGGCGAAGACAAUAUUGCUACUUACACCACAAAGUUUGGUCAGACAGUGAAUGCUAAUUUUAAAGGAAGAGUGGAGUUUAAAACUGCUGGACUGCAGAACUGCUCCAUAAAUAUCAUGAACGUCACGGACCGAGAUGAGGGAUGCUAUCGCUGUCUGUUUAACACCAUCCCCGAAGGUGCUUUCAUCGGGAGAACCUGCCUCCAGAUCUACGAGCUGCACGAACCCUUUCUGCACGUCGUAGACUCGGUGGUCUCCUGCUCGGCCACGGGUCGACCUGCUCCCACGGUAACCCUGACUCUUCCUCACAACAACUCUACAUCUGUCGCCAAUAGCAACGGAACAUUCACUGUCACUGUGACAGCUCGUCUUCACAACAACAGCAGAGAGGUUGGAUGUAACGCACAAGUUCUCACUGCUCCUCAGAAAGAGGCGUCCAUGACGAUCCCAGAGGUCAAAAUGUUGGCUAUUAAAGGUUCUGAAGAAGACUCCCGUUCUGAUAACAGUGGCGUUGCUUUGGCUCUGAUCAUUGUGUCUGUGGUACUCUCCUGUGUGUGUGUUGCGGUUGCAAUCACCGCCUUCCUGUGUAUAAGAAAACAUCUGAGAAGGUAAUUUUAUAAUUUUAUA